Molecule: messenger RNA, 2842 nt
Organism: Westerdykella ornata
Lineage: Eukaryota; Fungi; Ascomycota; Dothideomycetes; Pleosporales; Sporormiaceae
Product: kinase-like protein
Exons: 5
Coding region: 194-2611 (805 amino acids)
Biological process (GO): chromosome segregation; protein phosphorylation
Cellular component (GO): cytoplasm; centrosome; nucleus
Molecular function (GO): protein kinase activity; ATP binding
Source: RefSeq, a predicted model, not a curated record
GACAUCUUUGUUCGUCCUUUCUUGAUUAAGGCCACAGACUGCCAUUGGCGCAUCUCCACAGCCACACGCCCUUUCGCGUCCACGGACAAAGAACUCGACCACUCUGCCUGUCUUGGACCGUCUUGCUGCCUCAUAUAAAUGCUCGAGUCCUGAUAUACCGCUAAUCAGCUCCAAGGAUACUUGCACUGUCAAGAUGGCGGCGCCGGCGGACGGAUCGACAGUGGAUGAUUAUUACCACUCCUCAGUUGAUAUAGCGACCAACUAUAUCAACAGACGGUACGACAGUCAGGGAGAAGUGGCCCUCCCGGGCGAAAAGCAGCUUACAUAUUGGGCGAAAUGUGAGGCGAUUCUAUACGAAGACAGCGCAGUGGGUACGGUUCGGAUAGAUGAGACCAGAUGGCCGGAUUCCGCUCGGCCGCACAAUUUCACGCUCACCUUCCGAAGGAUUCCAGCUAGAAACGGAGGCUUCAAGGACGAAAGAUUUGUUCGAUGGGUGCGAGAUGAAAAUGUCAAGGUCCCCCAAUCGAACAAAUAUUCCAACAGGAAGAAGACGUACAAGUUCAAUAUAGGGAUGACAAAGAAGGGCAAUAUGCAGAAUAUCUACAUACAGAGGGUCGCGCCUGCCGCGAUGCGUCAUAAACCUCAGCGCGCUGAACACAUCAGGAUCUGGAAUACCACCGAUGCCCAGCGGCUUUAUGACGAUAUCCUAUUGGGUAAAAAUGACAUACUUCCGUGUCCGCCGCGCAUUCGUCGAGAGCUGAAGCUCUGGGCCACAAUACGGGUGGAGAAUUACCAUAAGCCACUCGACCCGACUGCAGAGUCGCCUCUCGAACGUAUUGUAUCAGUGAGCGCCGAAAGAGUCGACGGCGACAUACAGGCUGGAGGACAGGAUGGUAGUGCUAAUGAAAAUAAUGGCGAGAUUGAUAGAUUUAUUUCCGCGGCUUACAAGGAGUCACUCCAGGAUUUCGACAACGAGGGUCGUCUCUCAAUGCAAAUACGAAGGGACCCUGGCAUUAUGGACAAAGCAGGCUGGGUUGUGGCGCCUCCAGGUCCCGUUAAGUAUUGCCUCUGUCGCAGAUACCGUUCCCAAACCAAAUCUGGAAGUCGAAGGGAGUUGCUUGUCGGUGACGCGGGUGCGGAAACAAUUGAUGACAGUGAGGUAGAAGACAAUGGCGCCGAAGAUGAGUCUACCGAAAAAGGAGGCAAAACCAUCAAAGCAAGUGUGGCUAAGUCAAAGAGCAACGGAGGGACCGAGAAAAUGCCAAAUUGGGUGGAAGAGGAGGAGCUCUAUGCCGACCGUGAAAGCGAGGUCGAAGAUGACGCUGUCUGCUAUCUUUGGGACCUCCGUGCGGAUCAAUGGUAUCUGGUUAUGCAACGGAAAGUCAACCUAUCGCUCCAUGCACGCCAGCAUAUGGCGAUGAAAUUUCCUGUUGAGGGUGAACGACAGUCCUGGAUUUUUACGAGAUUUGAAGAGAAAAGUGAAUCGGCCGUCGGUGUAUCAGUUGUUUUGCGAACAGAUCGACAAGAUAAUAUAACAGACCAUGUCGCCGUCAAACGAUUAACAAGAAUGGAUAAUGAGCUGAAGAACGACUCUAAGGGGUUUUCGCUCGAACCUCGAGAGCUCUACCUCUGCCGACGGCUUAUGAGAUUGGAAUCAAGAUCGAAUUUCGUGGAGUUGAGGCAUGAUUCUUAUCACCAUUCUAGCCGAACUCCUUACUCUCUGUAUUUCGAAUUGGCGCCUUAUGGCGACCUAUCAAGGCAUAUGACGACGCCACGGCGUCGGCUCCCUGAGUUAUUCCUUUGGACUGUGUUCAAAGGUAUUACGGACACUUGCUAUUAUAUGCAGCAUGAUUCAGGGCUGGACAAAGGCGAAGCUUAUGUGCAUAUUGAUGUAAAGCCCGAAAAUGUUUUCCUCUUCCAAACACCCCAGUCAUCGAGGGGUCCAUAUGCUGCACAUGCGAAGCUGGGAGACUACGGUCUCUACUGCCACCUCAAUCGCGAGCGCCUUGAAUAUCAAGUUGGCACUGAAGGCUCCCGUGCGCCGGAGCAGCUGAUCGACGACGACCAGGUGAAGGUGGCGGAGGACGGCCAGCGGCCAAAGGCGAUCAGCACAGACGUGUUUGGGAUUGGUAUGAUCAUGUACCGCGCGAUGUACAGAUGCUCCGACUCGACUGAGCAAGUUACGGAUCCCCCAGGGCCGUUUGGUGGGUGUGGUGCACGCGGGAAGCGAGACGAAGAGUGCGCGCAAACCUACUCGUAUGGCCUGCAUCAGCUUGUCGAAGGAUGUCUACACAGGGAACAGAACAAGAGGUACACAAUUGCGCGGCUGAAGGAGCUAGUCGACCAGGGCAUACAGGCGUACGAUGAAUACCACGGCCGUCUCUUGCAACAGGACCGGCAGGCUGCCAGCGCCAGCCUUCCGGAUUUCAUGCGCGUGGCCUUCUGGGAUUCCCCUUAUCUCUUAGGACGCAAAUUUCGGAGGGCGGAGGCGGAAGAGGAGGUGGAAGAUGAUGACGAUGAUGAGCAAACUGACGAAACUGAGGAGGAGCCAGAUGAUGAACAUGAUGAGCAAACCGACAAAACUGACGGUCUUAAUACCUCCCGGUCCUGAGAUGGACCUUCCCCCGCGAAAGCGAAGAAAGAUUGAGGUUGACGGAAGGGAUGUGCAACGGCCUCCGACGACUCAUGGAAAAAGGAUACACUCGCGGCCGCACAAGUAGCCUUUCAGUAGGGAACAUGCUUUUCCCAAAUGAUACUGAGUCUAGAACAGAACAACGGCGUUAGAACGACGGCGUAAGAUAGAGGGACACCAUUUGGUAAUCUGGGCGGAGAUUGGCAAGGG